CAUGGAGGACGAUGAUUUUACCGUUGGAGGAAAACCGCUACAUGAACUCAGAGUUGUUGAUCUUAAAAAGGAAUGCGACAAAAAUAAGCUUCCUAAGAAUGGAACAAAGAAAGACCUAAUAGAGAGACUUAAAGCGCACUAUCAAUUUGAGAAACUACAGAAUGCAGAAACAACUGAUGAAGUUCCAAACCAAAAGAUACAGGAAGGUGCAGCAAUAGAAAAUGACUUCAUCAAACAAUAUUUGGCCAAACAAAGGGAACUAAUUGUGGAACAGAAGAAAAGAUUUUCAGAAGAAGACAGUCAAGAAUCUGGUAACUCGCAGGAUGAGUCCGAGUCAAGUCCAACCAAGAAAAGUCCAUCCAAGAGUUUUGGUGAUCCAAGUCCGACAAAGACACCUACCAAACUAAGCUUUCCAGAGACUGGGAAGGGUGAGCCAUCCAAUGGUGGGGAUGUCAAAGAAAAGACAACUCCAAAUGUCAGUCAGACUGUUGAGGAAAGUCCAGAAUCCUCUAGAAGUUCCAGAAGCAAACGCUGGAGGAAAACCUCCCGAGACUCGAGAGACUCCACACAGGAAGUGGCUGCAGCAGAGGAACAACAAAAAGAGAAAGAAGAAAAGAGAAAGGCAGAAGAAGAAAAGAGAUUAGAGAUUGAAAAAUCUGAGAAAGAGGCAAAAGAUAAAGCCGAUAGAGAGGCUAAAGAAAAGGCUGAAAAAGAGGCUAAAGAAAGGGCUGAAAAAGAGGCUAAAGAAAAAGAGGCUAAGGAGAGAGCAGAAAAAGAGGCCAAAAAGAAAGCAGACAGAGAAGCAAAGGAGAGGGAAGAAAAGAAAAAAGCUGAAAGGGAAGAAAAAGAAAGGCUCCAAAAAGAAAAAGAGGAAAAGAGAAAGGCAGAAAAGGAGGCAAAGGAGAAGGCUGAAAAAGAGGCUAAAGAGAAGGCUGAAAAAGAGGCUAAGGAAAAAGUUGAAAGAGAGGCCAAAUUAAAAGCUGAGAGGGAGGCAAAAGAAAAAGCUGAAAGAAAGGCUAAGGAAAAAGCUGAAAAGGAGGCCAAGGAAAAAGCAGAAAAAGAAGCUAAAGAAAAAGCUGAAAAAGAAGCAAAGAAAAAAGCAGAAAGAGAGGCUAAGGAAAAAGCUGAAAAAGAGGCCAAAGAAAAGGCUGAAAAAGAGGCUAAGGAAAAGGCUGAAAAGGAGGCUAAGAAAAAAGCUGAAAGAGAAGCUAAGGAAAAGGCUGAAAAAGAGGCUAAAGAAAAGGCUGAAAAAGAGGCUAAGAAAAAAGCUGAAAGAGAGGCUAAGGAAAAGGCUGAAAUAGAGGCUAAAGAAAAGGCUGAAAAAGAGGCUAAGAAAAAAGCUGAAAGAGAGGCUAAGGAAAAGGCUGAAAAAGAGGCUAAAGAGAAGGCUGAAAAAGAGGCUAAGGAAAAAGAAGCAAAGAAAAAAGCUGAAAGAGAGGCUAAGGAAAAAGCUGAAAAAGAAGCUAAGGAAAAGGCCGACAAAGAGGCAAAGGAGAAAGCUGAAAAACAGGCUAAGGAGAAGGCUGAAAAACAGGCUAAUGAAAAAGCAGAACAAGAAGCAAAAAAGAAAGCAGAUGAGACAGCAAAAGAAAAGGCUGAAACAGAAGCUAAAGAUAAGGAGGAAGCCAGAAAGAAAACUGAAAAAGUAGCCAAAGAAAAGGAUGAGAAAGAGACUAAGGAGAAAGAGCAAGCAGAGAUAAGAAAAGAAAAGAGAGAAGGAAGAUCAAGGAAGAAGUCUUCAUCCUCUUCAUCAUCUGGAUCAGACACUGAGGAUGAUGAUCAAAAGAGAAAGCAAAAGAAAAGAUCAAGUUCCUCCUCAAGGUCAUCAUCAAGGUCAUCCUACUCAGAGUCUGACAGGUCUAGGUCAAGGUCACCCAAGAAGUUCCGGAGCAGGUCUCGGUCUACAUCUCCCGUGCAGCCAGGUAGCACAGUGUCUGUGGUUAAGACAACAAAAGAACAGCCAUCAAAGGAUAAACAGACAAAAGAUGUGUCUGACUUGCUGAUAGGAGAUACAUCAAUGGAGGUGGAAGAGGGGGAAAUCCCGUCAGAUGCUGUGUCAUCUACCACAGACAAGGAAGAGAGAACAGACGAAAAGAGUGAAAAACAAACAGUUCCCUCAUCAGAUGACAAGAACCAGAAAAAGCAAGAGGAACCCCAUGAGAAGCCGGCUCGGAAGAGGAAAUGGGGAUCCGCCAGGUCAAGCAGCAACACUACCCCCCAGGCCAAGAAUAAAAGGCUGUCUAGUAUAGAGUUCAGUACAGAGUCACUCAAGGAGCUGAUUCCAGACAUAAAAUCCAGUCCUAUAUCCGAGCCAGUCCUGGAUCUGGAUCUUCCAGAUGAGAGGAUCUCAGAUCAGGAGAAUGAACCUGAGGAAAACCCACAGGAGAUUAAAAUUCAAAGAACAAUUGUUGUGCGAGAAGAUGAGGAGAAGGGUGAUGAAGGGGAUGAUCGGUCAGAGGGAGAGGUUGUGGAUGAAGAUGAAAACAAGGAGAAGGAAUCGGAGAGUGAAGAUGAGGAGCAAGGGGAAGGCACUGGUGACCAGGAGGAGCCGGCGAGGAAAGUGGAGAAAAAAGAGGAAUCCUCACCUGAGAAAAAAACAGAACCAAAAAUCAUUAGACAAAUCAGUAGACCAAAACCAUUGAUAGAACCAGAUGAACCAACAGCAGCCAGAAGGAGCCCAUCUCCUCCCAGAAAUCCAGUGUCCAAUGUGGUACACAUCAGAAACCUGGUGCGACCUUUCACCCUGAACCAGUUGAAGGAGUUACUGAAGAGAACUGGAAACUUGGUGGAAAAUGGCUUCUGGAUUGACAACAUCAAAUCCCAUUGUAUUGUAACUUAUGACAAGGAAGAGGAGGCCACGGCAACAAGAACAGCCCUUCAUGGAACCCAAUGGCCAUCAUCUAAUCCCAAAGUUCUCAGAGUGGAGUACGCUUCUCAGGAGGAGCUGGAAAGAUUCCAAAAUGCAGACAAACCCAUUGUAAUAACCAAGGAGGUGAAGCAGGACACCAGAAAGGAGAGGGAGGAAAAAGAAAGAGCUGAGAGGGAAGCACGAAGGGAGGCUAGGAAAAAGGAAGAGGAGGAGAAAAAGAGGCGCAGGACACCACCUAUGAGGGAAUGGGACCGACACAAGAUUAGACAGUCACAGGAAAGGGAGGAGGGUCCUCGACGAGGGAGAAGUAGGUCAAGGUCACCCAAGAGAGGCAGGGCCCGGAGUAGGGAACAAGAUAAUAGGAGAGACCGAAGAGACCAGAAAGUUGAAGAUGAACCCCCAGCAAAGCUCCUGGAUGAUUUGUUUAAGAAGACAAAAACGACUCCAUGUAUUUACUGGAUACCCCUGUCCGAAGAGCAGGCAUCACUUCGGGAGAAGAAAAAACAGGAAGAAAAGGAGGAACAAGAGAAAAUGUGGAAAGAGAGAGAAGAAAACGCAGCUAAGAGAUUACAAGAAAGAAGGGAGAGAAGUCCAUGGCGAGGGGAUGAUGACCGUAGGAGGGGGGGAAUCAGAGCUAGAAGUCGGAGUCGAGACAGACCCCCCAGAAACCGUAGUGGGAGCCGCAGCAGGGAUAGGGGGGCUAGGAAACGCAGCAGAAGCGACGACCGUAGCAGAGACAGAGGGAGAAGAAGAUGAAAAUUUAAAGCUUUAUUAGAUCAUUUUAUUUUGUAAUGUCUCCAUAUUAUUUUUUCCGGCUAGUGAAUCAACUGUUGACAGACAUCAUAGUGACAUUUUGAUAAAUAAAAUUCAUUUUAAUUUG
This is a messenger RNA of Saccostrea echinata, 3749 nucleotides long. Its product is annotated as apoptotic chromatin condensation inducer in the nucleus-like. Bases 2 to 3625 code for a protein of 1207 amino acids. The record is from RefSeq and is a predicted model, not a curated record. NCBI's taxonomy places the organism in Eukaryota, Metazoa, Mollusca, Bivalvia, Ostreida, Ostreidae. Gene Ontology annotation, molecular function: RNA binding. The transcript is spliced from 21 exons.